GCAGAGUGAUAUUUUAAACCAGCCCUUCAUCGACCAAGAUUUCCGAAUAACAGCCUUUGAGAUAUCAAAUCCUCCUACAGAUGAACCAGCUGCCAAACGUCUGCACCUGGACAAACCGGACAGUGCCACCUACGCAUACUUAUUUCAAGCCUUUCGCUUAAACAAUAAACUGGAUCCCGCAAAAUGCGUUGCGCAUGGCAUCCCUCCGAAUGUUAUGCGAUCUCCCGCAAUUAGAAAACUGACGGAAGGCGAAUCACUGGUAUUGGAGGACGGUCGUACGAUUGCACCAUCGGAUGUCACAACUAGUGCGCCCACACCCCAAAACAUUUUGGUCGUCGAUUGUCCCGACUCUUCCUACGUUUCUCGAUUCCUCAAGAAUCCAGACAUCUUCGACGCUCUGUCCACCUCAACUGAGGCUGAUUCUGAGAAGAAGAAGAAGAAUAGAGGAACCGUUGCUGGUGUCAGCCUGGUCGUGCAUUUUCUUCCUCGUGGACUCUUUUCAACAGAAGUUUACCAGGACUUUGUCAAAAAGUACGGUGUGUUUCGAACAAAUAAUCUACAAUAG
Messenger RNA from Dibothriocephalus latus, 565 nucleotides. Lineage: Eukaryota; Metazoa; Platyhelminthes; Cestoda; Diphyllobothriidea; Diphyllobothriidae. The record is from the annotation of a GenBank genome assembly.